Racocetra persica is the source of this 614-nucleotide messenger RNA. The record is from the annotation of a GenBank genome assembly. Lineage: Eukaryota; Fungi; Glomeromycota; Glomeromycetes; Diversisporales; Gigasporaceae.
AUUUGGACAAAAUUUCUGUCGGCAAAUUUGAAAGACCUUUAACAAAAGAUGAAGUAAUAUCAAUAAUACGUGAAGUAUUUACUGGUGGAUUAGAUACUACUUCAAACUCUUUAUCAUACAUUAUUUUCUAUCUUGCUAAACAUCGAGAUGUCUAUUUGAAAAUGAGACAAGAAGUAUUAGAUGUUUAUGGCACACUUAACAAUCCUGUGCUUACAUUGGAGUCAGCUGGAAAACUCAAAUAUAUAGAAGCUGUUAUCUAUGAAAGUAUCCGCAUGUUUCCUACAGUAUCAAAUAUACCUCGUGCUGCAACCGAAGAUAUUGAAUUUGAUGGUUUUAUAAUUAAAACCGACACAACAGUUCAUACUGAUUUUCUCGUGUUAAAUCAUAAUCCUAAAUACUUUAAAGAUCCUGAAACUUUUAAUCCUGAUAGAUUCUUGACUGAUAAAGAAUCGAUUCUUAAAUACGUUUAUAUUCCUUUUGGGAAUGGUGUACGCGCGUGCCCUGGUCGAGCCUGGGCUAUGGUACAAAUGAAAACUUUCUUGGUUAAACUUGUUUGUACAUUUGAUAUAGAUUCAAAUGAUAAAAAUGAUACUCCUAAGUCUUCUUAUCAUGCC